GUUGCCCUUCCCAAUUCUCUGCCUCAUCAUCUAUAUCAUGGCUGAAAUCCAACCCCACGCCGAUUUCCUGACGUCAUGUCAAGAAAACAGAAAGAAGGCAAUGAACUAUAUUCAAUUUCGGUCUGCCUUAUCACCGGAGGACCCUAAAGCGCGCUUUCCGGGGUUUCGCCAGGGUCUGACUACCUUCAAGGCUGGACAGCAAGUGGAAAAGGGCGCGAAGCCCCUACCUGUGGACAUUCUUAUGCACGAAAGUAUGCCAAUGGUUCUUUCCGACGGCACGAAAUUAUACUACGAUAUCUUCUUCCCAGCUGGUUACGAGAACCUUGAAGUUGUUGAUAAAUACAAGAAAAUCCCUGCGUUAGUCGCCUGGAGUCCAUAUGGCAAGCAGAAGGGCGGGACGCUCUUGGACGACUUUCCAUUCCGUGCGGGAGUACCUAAGCAUUGGCUGUCAGGUCUACAAAAAUGGGAAGGGCCCGACCCUGGAUUCUGGUGUGCCGAAGGAUACGCGAUUGUGAAUGUUGAUACACGUGGCGCUUAUACUUCUGAGGGUGAUUUGGAAAUAAUGGGUUACCAGGAAGCCCAAGAUGGAGCAGAGUUCGUGACUUGGCUGUCGGAGCAGCCCUGGUGCAAUGGCAAAGUUGGACUCACCGGGAAUAGUUGGUUAGCCAUGAUUCAGUGGAAAAUCGGAAGUUUGCGACCUAAAGGUCUUGAAGCGCUCGCGCCAUGGGAGGGAAUACAGGACAUGUAUCGCGACAACACGUGUCAAGGCGGAAUUCCUGCCGGUGAGUUCCACAAUUCGAUUGCCGAUACCCUCGCUAGCUACGGCAAGCUUGAGGACCCACCCAGUGUUCUGGUUAAGUACCCCCUUUUCACCGAAUACUGGGAAGACAAGAGAGCCAAUUGCGAGCAAAUAAAUGUUCCCACAUACGUGGCUGCCUCGUGGACGAACCCAAUUCACACCCCGGGAACCCUGAGAGCUUACCGUUGUAUCCCUGAAUCUGUCCCUAAGUGGCUUCGAGUGCAUAACUCACAGGAAUGGCCAGACUAUUAUGCAGAUUCCAGCUGCCGUGACCUGAAGAGAUUCUUUGAUUACUUUCUAAAGGGAGAUGUGGAUAAUGGUUGGCUUGCUACACCUAAGAUCCGACUCAGUGUCCUGCAUUUGGGCUUGAUGACUACCUGGCCACUGGCUCGAACGGAGUAUCAGAAAAUCUAUCUGACACCUGAAGGAAAAAUGAGCCGAUCACCUUCGACCGAGUCGGGUCAAGUCAUAUACGACUCCAAGAAUGGGAAAGCCCUGUUCCGGUAUCGCAUACCCCAUGACAUGGAGACUACCGGUUAUUUUAUUGCUCGUCUCGCAGUAUCUUGCCCAUCCAGCGAUGAUAUGGACCUGUUCGCCCAGGUGUGCUGUCUUCGCGGGCGCUCUGCAAAUAAGCAGGGUGUUCUCACAAUUCGACCUGACAAUAUGAUGGUGAUUAAAUUGUUAAAAUUGCUACAUGACUGGCAUGUCGGCCUUCAGGGAGUUGGCAUGUUGUUUCAUUGGGGACCAGCCGGCCAGCUCCGGGUCAGUCAUGCUCAUCAGCUCAGUGAGCAUGCUACUUCUUUCGAGCCGCUUUAUGCGCACACCGAGCGUAUCCCGUUGACACAAGGGGAGAUUCGAGUCGUGGAGAUCCCACUUCGUCCUUAUGGGAUGUUUUGGAGGAAAGAUGAUGUUAUGGAGCUUACUAUUGCAGGCAAUCCAGUCCUGCCAUUUCCAAUCCCAGGCGUCAAGCCCUUGCAGGGAACCAACACUGGCGCCCAUACCAUUCAUUGCCUUGAUAGAGGAGAUGAUAGUUCUUGCCUUGUUGUACCAAGUACCUAG
Messenger RNA from Aspergillus saccharolyticus JOP 1030-1, 1858 nucleotides. RefSeq names its product alpha/beta-hydrolase. The transcript has 4 exons. Bases 38 to 1858 code for a protein of 606 amino acids. Gene Ontology annotation, molecular function: dipeptidyl-peptidase activity. The record is from RefSeq and is a predicted model, not a curated record. NCBI's taxonomy places the organism in Eukaryota, Fungi, Ascomycota, Eurotiomycetes, Eurotiales, Aspergillaceae.